This is a messenger RNA of Botrytis porri, 2425 nucleotides long. RefSeq lists its product as uncharacterized. Gene Ontology annotation, molecular function: transmembrane transporter activity. The transcript is spliced from 2 exons. The record is from RefSeq and is a predicted model, not a curated record. NCBI's taxonomy places the organism in Eukaryota, Fungi, Ascomycota, Leotiomycetes, Helotiales, Sclerotiniaceae. Gene Ontology annotation, biological process: transmembrane transport. Bases 1 to 1707 code for a protein of 568 amino acids.
AUGAUCAUGGACAUCCACGCGACCAACGAUCCUUCAUCAGCGCAUGAUGCUUUGUCCGGAGAGAUUUCAUCACCGGAAAUUGCUUCAAAUGAUAAUACAGUCACGCCUCUCGAUCUUGUAGAAGGUCCAAAAAUUCGCACGAAGCUGCGCCUGUACGCUAUCUUACUGGCUCUCUAUCUUGCCCUUGGCCUAGCCGCUCUUGACCAGACAAUUGUCUCAAUAGCCAUUCCCACAAUCUGUGCUGAUUUGCAUUCUGCUUCUGGUUAUGUUUGGAUUGGUGGCGCCUACCUACUUGCCAACGCCGCUACAGGCCCAAUCUGGGCAAAGUUCAGCGACAUAUGGGGCCGCAAGCCCGUGCUUCUCAUAGCAAUUGGGUUGUUCGCAGUCUCUAGCAUCCUUGUGGCGCUAAGUAUCAAUAUGACAAUGCUCAUCGCUGCACGCUCAUUACAAGGUGUCGCUUGUGGUGGCCUAGGACAAGUAGUGAUUAUCACGAUUUCAGAUCUUUUUAGUGUACGGAAACGAUCGUUAUACUUAGGUUUUGUUGGAUUCGUGUGGGCAGUCGCUGGAUCAGCUGGUCCGCUAAUCGGAGGAGCUUUUAUACAGUACAAGAGCUGGAGGUGGUGCUUCUGGAUCAAUGUUCCCAUAUCGGCAGUAACCUUCGUUCUCUUACUUCUGCUGCUCGAUGUGCACAGCCCACGCACAAAAUUAAUCGAAGGCCUUCGAGCUGUCGACUGGUUCGGGACAAUCUCCAUUUUAGCGGUAACCCUCCUCAUUCUUGUCGGACUCGACUUUGGUGGCGCAAUAUUUCCAUGGAACAGCCCAAAAGUCAUCUGCUUGAUUGUAUUCGGAACCCUGAUGAUCGGGUUCUUCCUCUUUAGCGAGAAAAAACUGGCCAAGUAUCCCCUAAUGCCGCUAGCAGUGUUUACAAAUUCGUCCAACAAUGCAACCUUUAUAGUUGUAUUUGCGCACAGCAUGGUUCUAAUAGGCAUUGAAUAUUAUCUACCAUUAUACUUUCAAAGCGUACUACAAGUGUCACCUCUCCGUAGCGGUAUUUUGCUGCUACCACUAAUAGUAAUACAAGCUGUCUUUGAGAUUCUGGCUGGUGCUACGAUACACCGCACAGGCCGCUACAGGGAAUUCAUGUGGGUAGGAACAACCCUUAUGACGUUAGGAACAGGGCUGUACAUACAUUUUGGAGCCGAUACAUCCGUUGCAGUCGUCAUUGGGUUGGAAACUGUUGGUGCUUUUGGCCCCUCUCUUCUUUUCCAGGCCCCCAUGGUUGCUAUUCAGAACACUGUUAGCCAGGUCGACACUGCCGCAGCCACAGCUUCUUUAGGUUUCGUCCGCAACAUCGCAAUGGCGUUGUCUAUCGUGGUCGGUGGUGUGGUUUUUCAAAACAGUAUGGAUGCACGACAAUCAUCCCUUGCUGCCACUGGCCUCAGUGAGCCUAUUCUCAAGGCUUUGUCAGGUAGCCAGGCAGCAGCAAACGUGGGCAUUCCGCAGUUAAUCCGGGAUGCUUCCCAACGUCGGGUGAUUUUAGAAGCUUUUGCAUGGAGUCUCAGGAAUAUGUUUAUAUUGUAUACGUGCUUGGCAGCUGUGGCUAUGGUAGCUAGUAUAUUCAUCAAGCACCAAAGGCUAAGCACCGAACACACAGAAACAAAGACAGGAAUACAAUCGUUAAAGAAAGUGGCGGUUACGACAGGCUAAUUAGCUACAAGUCACAAUACCAGCAAAACUGAUACCACGAUCAGCCGCCUCACAUGAAACUCUCCGAAAGCUAAUGCACGAAGUGUUAGCAGGUGUACCAGUGCCGAUUUGAAAGAUAUUACCAACACGAGAGAUAUCACUUCGAACGCUUCCCAAGGACCAUUUUAUCUGACACAUGGAGGUAUUGCUGGCAUUGGGCCUUCAAAAUAUCUGGAGGGUACUCGGGUGCACUGUGAUGAGAGGAAAGGAGGCAUGCACAUUUUCAAAAUGUGCAAUAUCGCAAAUUACCUUCGAGGUUUCGAAGGUAAAAAGUCUGUUGCAGGAGCCUCACUGGCGCAUCCGCUGACAAAAAUAAGGAAUAAUGGGAAAUGAUUCAGGAACUAUCCCUACUGAUAGAUCGACGGAGAAUGGAAGAGUUGACGCUUGAAUUUUUUGAAACUUAGAAAUGUCAAUCUUGAAAUGUAUGGAGGAUUCCGGUAGUUUGUCAUUCAUGAUAGAUUAGAAUACAGAUGAAAUAGUGAAACAAUGAAUGUCGGCGUUACCUAGUAAAUUAACACUUUUUGAAAGGAAAAACAGUCCAUGGUAUGUUCUUCUUGGUCCCAUGAUUGCAGUAUAGGCAUGCAUCAUGAAGUCAGCAAGCGAACCUAUCAACAAUCUGAGACCUCAUCAUGGGCGAGAUAUAUCACGCCAUUGGAUAAUAGUAACAGUCAUAUGACAC